Messenger RNA from Rhea pennata, 4623 nucleotides. RefSeq names its product adenylate cyclase type 10-like. Lineage: Eukaryota; Metazoa; Chordata; Aves; Rheiformes; Rheidae. The transcript is spliced from 32 exons. Gene Ontology annotation, biological process: cyclic nucleotide biosynthetic process; intracellular signal transduction. The record is from RefSeq and is a predicted model, not a curated record. Gene Ontology annotation, cellular component: cytoplasm. The coding region runs from base 1 to 4623 and encodes 1540 amino acids. Gene Ontology annotation, molecular function: protein binding; adenylate cyclase activity.
AUGUCUUGUGCCUGGGACAGAAGGUCCAAGCACUGCUCAGAACUCGGGGAAGUAGCUGCUUACGUCCCCGACCUCAUUUUAUCUGAGGACUUGAGGCACGAAGCCCGUUGCGUUCAGAAUUUUCAUGGAGUACUGCUCUUUGCGGACGUCUCAGGUUUCACUGCUCUGACAGAGAAGUUUAGCCAGAGCGUCAGCCUCGAGCGGGGUGCGGACGAGCUAACGCAAACGCUCAAUGACUACAUGGGCGACAUUGUGGAGGAGCUGCUGGGCUUUGGAGGAGACAUCUUGAAGUUUGCAGGGGAUGCUGUACUGGUGCUGUGGAGAGUGAGGGAAACACAGCUGAGAGACACCAUCAGCCUGGUGCUGCAGUGCUGCCGGCAAAUCCAGGAGAAGUACAGCGUCCGUGACACAGACGUGGGUCUGAAGCUCCGACUGAAGAUAGGGAUCUCUGCAGGGCACAUGUCGCUGCUGACUGUGGGAGACCGCAAGGAGCAGCACUUCCUGAUCCUUGGCAAGGCCGUGGGUGAAGUCUGGCAGGCGCAAAACCUUGCAAGUGCAAGUGAUAUUAUCCUGUCAGCCAGCUGCUGGGAGCUCUGUAACCAGAGCCAGGUGAAGAGCAAGAGAGUGAAAGGCAAAGGAGCUGUGAAGGUUACAGGCAUGCAGCGGAUGUCUGUGUCGGAGCGCGAAGACCUUUUCUCCAAGUUCACACGAGCCCAGCUGAACUGCCGUUCUCCGGAAAUGCCAGGCGUCCUGAGGCCUGCUGUUACCUUGGCCCCUCAUCGUGCUCAGGGGAAGGUGCUGAGGAAGUACAUCCCAGCCAGUGUCCUGCGCAAGAUUGACGACAGACAGCCCCUGGCGUGCCUAUCCGAGCUGCGGCCGGUCACCUGCCUCUUUGUGAAGCUGCAGUUUGCUGCCAAGGUCAACCUAACGCAAAUCUGCAAGGCUAUCCAGGACAGCAGCGUGCUGAUUUCGGAGAUCCUCCGUCCUCACAAGGGCGAAAUCAACAAAAUCUCCAUGUUUGAUAAGGGCUGCACGCUGCUGUGUGUGUUUGGCCUCCCUGGAGGAAAGCUGCCCUGCGAGAGCGUUUGCGCCUUGGAAAGCGCGAUUAAAAUCUCCACCGCCUGCUCCGGGAGGCUGGGGAAAAUCGAGGCAGUGUCCAUGGGGGUCACCAGCGGGACGGCGUUCUGCGGAGUCGUCGGCCACCGCGUCAGGCACGAGUACACAGUCAUGGGCCAGAAGGUGAACCUGGCUGCCCGGCUGAUGGAGCACUACCCGGGGCUGGUGUCCUGCGAUGCGGCGACCUACGCAGCAUCCCGGCUGCCCCGGUCUUACUUCAAGGAGCUGCCGAAGGCCCAGAUGAAGGGGGUUGGCGAUCCUGGCACUGUCUAUCAGUACCUGGGGAUGUCGCAGAAGCUCGUAUUUGGCCUGGAUCUUAUGGAGGAGAGGUCAGAGUACGGCCCCUUGCUCGGUCGCAAGGAGGAGAUUGCCCUCUUUGAAAGUGCCUUGAAAGCCUACAGGACUUGUCACGAAAGCAGCAUCCUAGCGUUUGAGGGUGUGCUUGGCUCUGGAAAGAGCCAUUUACUCACUGAGCUCGCAUCUUUGGGCCAGGCUGCUGGCCACAGGGUAGUGGCCGUGGAACUGACAGAGCUAAACCUGAAGCAGGUCUACUCUGCCCUCCGUAUGGUGCUGGCCAUGGCCCUGGGCCUGCAGGCAUGUCAAUCGUGCAGUGCCAGACAGCUUGUGCUGCAGGCAAAGCUCCAAGGGCUGAUGGCAGAGAGCAGCUACUGCCUCCUCAACGACGUCUUCCUCGUUAAGUUUCCCCUCUCAACGGCAGUUUCCCAGAUGAGUGGCACUCAAAGGCAAAUGGAGCUGGAGUUGGUUUUGAAGAAAGUGCUCCAGAAGACUGUUGAAGAAGAUGGUGUUGUAUUUGUCAUCGACAACGCCCACUGCAUCGACUCUCCCUCCUGGAGUCUGAUGUUGCUGACAAAAAGAAGCUACGGCAUCCCCUAUUACUGUGAGGAACUGUUGCGCUACCUUCUUGGCCAUGACAUGCUCUUGUUCCACCCACUGGGGAAGGAUGAGAAACGAGAGGACAAGUGGGAGAGCCUCUUCACUUCUGUAACGGAGGCUUCAACCAUCGCAGCAGCACGGAGCUCCAGCGCGGGGAAGGACCGCAGGGUGUGCACCAUGAGACCGGCUGUGACCCUGCAGAACACUGUACUUCCCCCUACAUUGAAAGGGAUUGCGCUGGCUGAGCUGGACAGCAUGAAGCCCUCGGAGCAGAUGGUUCUGAAGUGUGCAGCCAUCCUAGGGCCGCUGUUUAGCACGGAGCUGCUGUUCCACAUCCUUCCCGGGUGGAGCAGGGCCAAGCUGAACAAGGCGCUGAAUGCCCUGGUGAGAUGCAACAUCCUCAAGUGGCUGAAUGCUGCCAAGGGGGCAGAAGAGAGCAGUGUUCCCACCGAGGGGUCAGGCACCUCUCUGGAGGAAGAGAGCGAUGCGCAGAAGUCAUCCAUGGAGGAGAGCAAGAAGAGGGCGAGGCUGGAGUCUGGCGUGCUGGCCUUUUGCGCCCCGCUGCUGCAGGAGGCUGCGUACGAGCUGUGGCCGAAGGGACAGAGGGUGGCCCUGCACCACAAGUGUGCGGCCUUCCUGGAGAGGCACGCGCACAAGUGCCAGUGCUGCAGGGGAGGCGACUUUGUUGCCUUCCACCGCUUGGCCCUCGGCAGCACGCAGGAGGCCGAGAGCGGUGAAGAGCACGGCAGCGACUGCUCCUGGCGCAACUGGGAGGCCUCUUUGGCGACCAGCAAGGAGAUGAAGUCGGACGAGCUCCCCGCCUCUACGGAUGCUUCAAGUGGUGUACCAAAAGAGAAGAGCUGCUUGGAGGAGAUUUUUCGAGCGGCAAAGCGGUUUCGGGCUAAGACCGAAUGGAUGCCCAAGGUGCCCAGCAAGACCCACUGGACGCAGGGUGUGGAGUGUUCCUGCAGCUGCAAGGCUAUUGUGGACUUGGUGCUUGUGCCCUUGGCUCAGCACUACAUGGCAGUGGGCAAUGACGCCAGAGCCUUUUAUUAUCUGCUGGAGGGUGCGGCUGCCUACUUGCACGUCUCCGACAACUACCUGGCCUUCCGGAACCUGAAGAAAGCAGAAGUGCUGAGGACCUUGGUGGCUAAGAAGGGAAACGCGCUUGCUUGCUUUGAAGAAGCCACUUUGCUGAGCCUCAAAGGAGAGGUCUGCUACCAUAUGGGACAAACGGAGCUGGCGAAGACAAUGAUCAGGAAGGCAUUGAGCCUGCUGAAGAGGAAAUUCCCCACGACCUCCACUGGCGCCGCCUUGCAGCUUGUGCUGGAGAAGUCAGAGCAUGCCUCUCGCAAGAAGAACAGAGACUGCUCCGUUCCUCAGGAGGCAGGGAGGCAGAGGCUCCCCUGGCUGUUCCGGCAAAGCCACUGCCUGUCCUUACUGCGGCAGCUCUUCAGCCUGGAGAGCGCCUCUGGCAGUCGGAGGCUCUCCCGCCUGGCAGCACUCAUGAAGGUGAACACGGCCGAGGAGUCCGAGGAUGUCCUCUUGUCCUACCUGGAAUAUGCGCUGUGCUGCCAGAACCUGGGCUGCCGGGAAGAGUGGCUGCAAUACGGGCGGGCGGCCGUGCAGCUUAGUGCUGAGGUGCAGCUCUUUGGAGGAGGGGUAUUAAACACAGCCAGCUUUGCCCAGGCCCUGUCCCAUCUGACCCUCAGCCUGGGAAAUCUGCCUCUGUCCGUCGACGUAGGCUAUCGUGCUGAGAGGCUCUGCAUGGAGCUGCAGAAGCCUGACCUGGGCUACGUGGUUCUCAGGACCCUCUUCACGGCACUGUUUCUCCAGAUGAGGUACCCAGAAUGUGAGGCAGUGCUGCGCAGGCUAGAGGAGCAGGUGUCUGGAGCAGAUGAGAUCAUUGGGCAGGCAUGCUUCUUCUGCUGCUGCUUAGACCUCUUGCUUGAUGCUGGGUGGCAGUAUAAGUCAUUUGAAGAGUGCAGGAGGUUCGUGGAGCAGAACGAAGCCAACUGCCUUCUCCAGGCGCAGAGCAGCAUCCUGCUUGGACUGUAUUCGUCCCUGGCUCUUUGGUUUGCAAGGCUUGGGCAGUGGGACAACUUCCAGAAGCCCUUUGAAAAGGCCAAGAGGCUGCUGAAGAGCACUGGCGCCUGCCUUGUGGCCAGCCAAGCGUGCAGCCGGCUCCUGGAGUGCCAUAGCCUGGUGCUGAAAAAGGACAUGGAGCAGGGCUCGUGGAGGGCCCGUGAGAGCUGCCGCAGGGCUCUAAGGGUUUUCUCUCGGUGCGCCACAAGCCCCGUCUUCUACCCCAGAGUCUACCACCUGAAAGCCUACAUUUUCCUGAUGCUGGGGAAUGAAGAGCAGAGCCUGCUGUGCCUCAACCAGGGCCUCCAAGCCUGUGAAGACUAUGGCAACCUGCUGGAAAAUACUUGGCUGGAGAUGAGCACUGAGUGCUGGUUCACUGGAAAAGGCCGCCUGGGAGAUUUGUGGCUGAAGACAGCCCCACAUUUUCCACACCUGAACCAAACAAAGCCAGAGGUCUGUAGCUCCAGGUACCUGCUGAAGCGGCCAGCACUGCAAAGGGAGGAUUCUUCUCCAGGAAUUAAAUUCUGA